AUGGCCAGCACUUUCACCUUCUGGGUUGGCUACUUCGAGCGGCGCCUUCCCUUUACGUACCUGCACUGUCUGCCGCGUAGUUCACAGUUUGUCAGGCAUGUGCGAACUACACCGACGUCAACAAAGCAUGAAGACGUCGGUGACGCCGAGCCGAGGCGCUAUGAUCGCCGCAAAAUGGCCAAGCUUUUCGACAGUGUCAGAAGUUUGCCAGAAGACGUAGACGACGUCGUAUCUGCGGAGUUUAGUGGAAUGGCGUCAUCCGUUGCUGGGAUAUGUUGGCAUAGGGCUGCUCUGUCAGAGAUGGUGGAGCCGGAAACGAGCAACGCAAAUGGACCAGAAGGGAGACGUAACGAUGCUCGCAAUACUGCAGAGGAUGUUAACGAGACACCUUAUUUUACAUCCGAAGACGAUGUGUCCUGUAAUUUGGGAGGAUCGGACAGUGUCAAAAGUGACAGAGAAAACGAUGAAGCAACUGCAGGCUUCGCAAUGAAUGAACAGAAGGACGCCAUCAUCCGCGAAAUGCAGUUGCUCAUGCAAAACGAAAGAAAGGAGAGAGAAAGGGUUAGAGAGAUGCUCUCAAAGCAACAGAAGUUGCGCAUAGGCAACGCAAUGAGCCCCGGAAGGGAUGUAUCCACCAUGAAGCUGCUCACCAUCGCAAAAGAGAUCAGCGGCCGCAACCCAGCGCACGGCAAACCACAGUUGGAUGAGAAGCGUGAUAGGAGGGAACGUGCAUAUUACAGGAAUUUGCAGAGAUCGAAGGCAGCUGCGCAACCUGAAGACAAAGGGUAUUACAAGCAGAGUUGGACUGAUGGGAGAGACCUGGUCAGAGUGCUCGAUGUGGAUCAGUUGCCGCUGCCGCUGCUCCAUCAUAUGCUAUGUUACUCACUAGUCAAGCACAUGCCGGCAGAAGCUGUUCUUCAAGUCAUAUCGCGCAUCGCCAUGCUCAGGGACAAUAACAGCCACGUCGCGUAUCAGAACUUCCUGAGGGACAUAGGUAAAAUAGCCAGCCCGAUAUGCCGCGCGGAGGUGGUAGCUCUGCUCUCCAGGGGAUAUCAGAGCGUCAGUGUACCCUUCAUGGUGGACUACGUGCGGCGGUUUGGCACUUUUUCGAGGCGGUUCAUGGCCAAGCUGAUACAGCGACACGCACAGCCGCAGGCGCUUGACUUCCUGAGAUACCGGGCAGGACAACGGCAAAUCAACCAAAUACUUACUAGACCAUGGGCACUUUUCGGGUAUGUAAAGAUGCUCAAAAAGUCCUCCGCCAAAACAUACAUGUACCACAACCUUUUGGCGAGAGGAUACGUGCCGAAUGAGACUGUCUUUGAUCGCUUCCACGCCUUCGGCACGCUUGAUCCCGGCAUGGCUAAUACGAUACUGAAUUCUCAGAAGCUGCUCAACGACACCGUUUCCUUCAGUGAACAUACCCCGAAGCCUGACGCCAACAGGCCAAGCAUGUAUGAUACCGUUCUCGAAGCCCAGGCGCUAGGACUGCCACUAGAAGACCUAGUGGAGGAGUCUGCGCCCAUUAAAUCGGAUGACAAAGCCGACGAUGUUGCGCUGCCGUCUCGCAUGAGCACGCAACUUGUCAAGAUACAAACCCAGCUGCCGCACCAGCAGCCGCCAACCACGACGACCGGCUUCCGCGAUGUCGAUGACGACCUCCCUGCCAACAGAAGCAACAUUACAUGGACCACGCCAUGGGGGCGGCGCAGGGACGUCUUCCAUUUCAGAGGUAAAACGUACACCCUGGACCCCGAUGCAGGCUGGAAAAUGUCCCGCAGCGCAGUCAGGCCACACUACCUCAAGAAUAUACAGAUGAACAAGCGCAAAGCACGCAGUAAAGCGCUCAGACGCUCGGUCGCAAAGCGAGCGCGCCAAAUGCUCGCAGAGCGUAUGACAUAA
Molecule: messenger RNA, 1902 nt
Organism: Babesia ovata
Lineage: Eukaryota; Apicomplexa; Aconoidasida; Piroplasmida; Babesiidae
Exons: 2
Coding region: 1-1902 (633 amino acids)
Source: RefSeq, a predicted model, not a curated record